GGCGCGGGGCCCGGGGCGGUCGGUUUGGAGUGGCCUUUGGAGUCCGUCUCCUACACCGUCCGAGACCCCAGCCAGCACGAGUUGCAGCCUCCGCCAGGAGGGCCUGGGGCCCUAAGCCUGCGCUUCCUCAACCCCCAGGAAGCCCAGCGGUGGGCAGCCCUGGUUCGAGGUGCCACGGCGGAGGGACACAAUGGCAGUGACACCCUGCCUCCAGCCCUGGGCCCAGAGACGUGCCCUGUUUCCCCACCCAGUCCCCCUGAAGCGCACACACUCAAGGCCCCCAAGAUGGAUGGUCCAAGUUCUGGAGACUUGAUGGAGAAAGAAGAGCUGGCAGGGCGCCUGGCCCAGGCCAUUGAGGAUGGAGAUGGGAAGGGGGCAGCCCAAGCUGCAGCCCUCCUGGCCCAGCAUCAUGUGGCCCUCAGUGUCCAGCUCCAGGAGAGCUGCUUCCCUCCUGGCCCCAUCAGGCUACAGGUCACAGUGGAAGAUGCUUCGUCCUCUGCCCACGUCUCGCUGCAGGUCCACCCCCACUGCACCAUCUCGGCCCUCCAGGAGCAGGUCUUCUCGGAGUUUGGCUUCCCACCAGCUGUGCAGCGCUGGGUCAUUGGCAAGUGCCUGUGUGUGCCCGAGCGCAGCCUCGCCUCCUACGGGGUCUGGCAGGACAGGGACCCUGCUUUCCUCUACCUGCUCUCAGCCCCGCGAGAAGCCCCAGGACACAGCCGUCAGCGCCCCCAGAAGAUGGAUGGGGAACUAGGCCGCCUGUUUUCUCAGACACUGGGGCUGCCCCGAGCUCCUCAGCCAGCCAGCUCCAGCCUCCCCAGCCCCCUUCAGGUAGACAGGAGCCAGCCCGGCUGGCCCUGCCCUUCCUGCACCUUCAUCAACGCCCCGAGUCGGCCUGGCUGUGAGAUGUGUAGCACCCAGAGACCCUGCGCUUGGGACCCGCUUCCUGCAGCCUCUACCCAGCAGUCGCCAAUGGUCACAAGGAGAGAGGACGGCCCUUCCCUUCCCGGCCCAAGGUCCCUGGAUGCCCUUCUGAACCUCUCAGGGGACCUCCACUGACAGCUCCCUGGGGACAGAUCCUGAGAUGCGGGGAGAGGCCAUGAGCCAAAGACAUUAAAGAUUCUUCUGAGCCA
Messenger RNA from Myotis brandtii (Brandt's bat), 1130 nucleotides. It is a transcript of the gene SHARPIN, whose product is annotated as SHANK-associated RH domain interactor. Gene Ontology annotation, molecular function: ubiquitin-protein transferase activity; ubiquitin binding. Gene Ontology annotation, cellular component: LUBAC complex. Gene Ontology annotation, biological process: proteasome-mediated ubiquitin-dependent protein catabolic process; positive regulation of canonical NF-kappaB signal transduction; protein linear polyubiquitination. The transcript has 9 exons. The annotation marks the transcript as partial. Lineage: Eukaryota; Metazoa; Chordata; Mammalia; Chiroptera; Vespertilionidae. The record is from RefSeq and is a predicted model, not a curated record.